This is a messenger RNA of Poecilia latipinna (sailfin molly), 8136 nucleotides long. It is a transcript of the gene tbc1d4, whose product is annotated as TBC1 domain family, member 4. The transcript is spliced from 23 exons. The coding region runs from base 818 to 4564 and encodes 1248 amino acids. The record is from RefSeq and is a predicted model, not a curated record. NCBI's taxonomy places the organism in Eukaryota, Metazoa, Chordata, Actinopteri, Cyprinodontiformes, Poeciliidae.
UAUUACAUUUUAUUAGUGUGGCCCUAAUUUGACCUUAAAAAAAGUUAAUUUGGUGCCCUUUUGAAUAUAUGUAACAACGGUCUGCCAUACCCCCACCCGCUUCCCCAGCACAUGGGACGGCUGGGAGGCGCUUCAGCGCGCCCAGCCGCUCCGCCUCCAAGGCGUUUGGGAAGAAAGGAUCACAAUCAAGGGACUGUUCUUGAAGACGAUUUACCAGCAUCAAUGUAUUGAUCGUCUGCACGGCACUGAUAACAACCUCACAAGUCCGCGCGCUGUAGGAUUUCAGGAUCUAGAUGGUGUAAACGCGCCGCGAUCUGUGCACUCUGGAGGGACGUUCAGCGCGUCAGAAAAUCAAGUUCUACCAAACGCCUUGUGUUUACACAGGAACCAUCCAAAGCCACGUUUUAGCAGGCAAUCUUCAACGAAGUGCAGCGCACAGUGCAGAAAACUUUUAGCUGUUUACCUCAGCAGAGGAGUGGAGCAGUGAAUCAGACUGCACUAUGCGAUUACUUUAAAUCCCUCGAGGUAAACAAAAGAAAAGAAAAGAAAAAGUGCAUCGGAUACACUUUUGACAUUUGGAUAACAUGGAGAAUUGCAGCUGAGCGAGCACAUGUCGUGCACGUAGCAGAGCCCCGUUGUUGUUGUUGCAAGAGCAUAGAGUGUGGAUGUGAACAUGGAAAUUGCUACAAAGUAAACCCGACGUCGUGUGCACUGGGCUUGCAGGGAAUGGUCCAUCGGGGAUAUUUUUUUGGAAAGUGUUUUUAGUUCCCCCGUCGCUGUCUCGCUAGUUUUGGACGGAAGAGUCUGCUGGGUCGACAUGGAGAGCCAGGAGGAGAAGGAGAGCAGGACGGACAAGCGCUUCGCCCUGACUUACGUCGGCUGGUGCUCGCUGGACAGGCGGACCACUCUGCCCAUGCUGCCGUGGCUGGUGGCCGAGAUCCGCAGGAGGAGCGAGAGGGGCGACUGCGGCCCCGUCAUGCAGCCCAGAGAAGUUCAGCUGCUGCUCAACCCCCCCUUCGUCCGCUGCGUCCCCACAAACAGCAGCAACUCGUCGGUCUUCAUCUUCGAGCACAAAGCUCAGCUGAUCUCGCGCUUCAUCCACAACAGCAAUGACCUCACUUGUUUUUCCUAUCUGCUGCGGGGCCAGCCGGACAACCCGGAGUCCGAGAUGUCCUGUCACGUCUUCAAGGCCUGCGACCCGAACCAGGUCCCAGAGGUAAUCAGCAGCAUUCGUCAAGUUUCCAAAUCGGCUCUGAAGGAAGAUGCCAAACCCAAACAGGAAGCCGACGAGGCGUUCUACAACUCCCAGAAGUUUGAAGUGCUUUACUGUGGCAAGGUUACUGUGGGCCACAAGAAAGCUUCGUCGACCCUCAUUGAUGACUGCGUGGAAAAAUUUCGCCAACACGAGACUGAACGUAAGCGCCUGCGACUUCUCAACGGUCAGCGAGGGUCCACAGAAACCAUCCCCGUGGAUUUACUCAUCGCUGGAGAUGGAGACCCGCUUUCCACUGCCCUUAGCAGAACCACGGAGGAACCGGAAGCUCCAGGACUAGAAGACCUGGUCACAGGUAAAUGUCUGCCCAGCAGUGCCAGUCAGAGCAGUCUGCGAGGAUCCUUCCCCGAGUGCAUCUUGGAGGACUCUGACUUUGAGGAACCUCAGGAGUUUCGCACGCGCUGCAGCAGCCUGGCUGGAAGCCUGCAGAGGAAGCCAGGGGAGGGAGUCAUCAUGGGUCCCACGCGUCGCAGACACGCCAGCGCGCCGAACAACGUCCAGCCGUCCGAUUCCGACAAGAACCGCACCAUGCUGUUCCAGGUUGGGCGUUUUGAAGUGAACCUUAUUAGUCCAGACAGUAAAACAGUGGUGCUGGAAAAGAACUUCAAAGAUAUCUCAUCCUGCUGUCAGGGCGUCAAGCAGACCGAUCAUUUUGGAUUCAUCUGCCGGGACCAGUCGGAGUCUGGUCCCAGUCAGUACGUGUGCUACGUCUUCCAGUGCGCCAACGAGUCGUUGGUUGACGAGGUGAUGCUGACCCUGAAGCAGGCCUUCUCCACCGCCGCAGCCCUGCAGAGCAACAAGACCCCGGUGCAGCUCUGCGAAGCGUGCCCCAUGCACGACCUGCACAAACUCUGCGAGAGGAUUGAGGGUCUUUAUCCACCCCGAGCGAAGCUAGCAAUCCAAAAAUAUCUCUCCCUGUUGACCGAUAAUGAGCAGGCAGAGAUUUUCGAGCGAGUUCAAAGACUGAAGCCUGGGUCUGACCAAGAGGAGAAUGAGUUGGCGAUUAUGUAUCUAAGGCAGCUCUGUGAAAGCAAACAGAAAUCGCAUCUUCACAUCGGAGAAACCCCUCAGAAUGCAACAAACAGCACGGCUGCAGGAGACGGCUCAGCCACCGGUAGUCGAUUCAAACUCGAUAUUCUCAAGAAUAAAGCCCGCACCUCCCUCACCAGCUCUCUGGAAAACAUAUUUGCAAGGGGUGCCAGCAGAAUGCGGGGCCGCUUGGGAAGCAUGGGAAGCAUGAGCAGUUUCGAAAGACAGGAUGAGGAGUCUCCCGGUCACUCCCCGCCAGGUUCGCCUCCCGCCUUCCCGGACGACGAGCUGGAAUCCGGGCCGCAGUUCCGUCGGCGUGCUCACACCUUCAGCCACCCGCCGGUGAGGAAGCGCAUCUCCUUCGAGAGCCAGCCGGCCAACCAGACCAAGCAGGCGCCGCUCCGCAGGCAGCACUCCGUCAACCCUGAGCUGCUGCAGACCAGUCACGUGGCCGUGUCCAGAACUCGCAGCAUUUCAGAGGGGGAGUCCUCCUUCAGCCUCCCCUCCACCUUCUCCACUCCCACUUUCCUGAAAAGCUUUUACCAGGGUUCGCUGGGCUCCCUGACGGACAGUGGGAGCUUCAAGAGCAAUGAAGAAGGCAGGAAAAGGACGCUGUCAAGCUGCAGCAAUGACUCUCUGAGUGGAGGUCUCCCUCUGACCCCACGCAGGGUCUCCUGGAGACAGAAGAUCUUCCUGCGGGUCGCGUCACCCAUGAACAAGCCAUCUGCAUCUAUGCAGGACACAGACGGCUCUGACGCCACGGAGCUGCUGCCUCUGUCUCCUCGUGCCUCGGACCCUGGUCUGGACCCUCUGAGGCGCCUUCUGUCCCCGGCAUCCGAUCAGCCGGCCGACAAGAAGCCCAAGAAGACGGGAGCCGAUUACAGAGCUCUCUGGAAAACUGCCAUCCACCAGCAGAUCCUGCUGCUGCGCAUGGAAAAGGAGAAUCAGAGGCUGGAAGCGAGUCGAGAUGAGCUGCACAUCCGCAAAAUGAAGCUCAACUACCAGGAAGUGUGUACCUGCUCCAAGGAAGCUCAGGCGCUCUGGGAGAGAAAGCUAACGGCUCCAGGCAGAACCACAAACCCACAGGACAAGGAGGACAUAUACAGAGCCAUCUGCCAGGGAGUUCCAAAGAGCAGACGCGGGGAGGUUUGGUUGCUCCUUUCCCAUCAGCAUCGGCUGCAGCACAGGCUGCCCCAGCGCCAGCAAGCUCCGGACACCCCCUACUACGACCUGCUGAAGCAGCUCACCGCACAGCAGCACGCCAUUCUGGUGGACUUAGGCCGGACCUUCCCCACACACCAGUACUUCUCAGCCCAGCUUGGAGCGGGCCAACUUUCCCUCUACAAUUUGCUGAAGGCGUACUCUCUGAUGGACACAGAGGUUGGCUACUGCCAGGGCAUCAGCUUUGUGGCCGGAGUGUUGCUGCUCCACAUGAGGGAAGAGCAAGCUUUCGACAUGCUGAAGUUCCUGAUGUACGACCUGGGCAUCAGGCGGCAGUACCGACCCGACAUGGUUUCACUGCAGAUUCAGAUGUACCAGCUCUCCAGGCUGCUGCACGACUACCACCGGGACCUUUACAAUCACCUGGAGGAGUACGAGAUCGGGCCGAGCCUCUACGCUGCGCCUUGGUUCCUCACCCUCUUCGCCUCGCAGUUCCCCCUCGGCUUCGUGUCCCGCAUCUUUGAUCUAGUGUUUGUACAGGGUACUGAGGUGAUCUUUAAAGUGGCCCUCUGUCUGCUGAGCAACCAUGAGAGGGAGAUAGUGGAGUGCGACAGCUUUGAGAGCAUCGUGGACUACCUGAAAACGACACUCCCCACGCUCACGCAGACACAGAUGGAGCAAACCAUUACCAAGGUGAUGGACAUGGACAUCUCCAAGCAGCUGCACGCAUAUGAGGUCGAGUACCACGUCCUGCAGGAUGAGAUGUUGGACGCCGGGCCGCCGCCCGACGACUCGGAGCGCCUCGACAAAUUAGAGAAGACGAACGUGCAGCUGAAGAAACAGAACAUGGAUCUGCUGGAAAAACUUCAAGCUGCAAGGCAGAAGAUUCAGACUCUGGAGACGAGCGUGGAGAGCUUCCUCUCUCGGGAGAGCAAAAUGAAGCACAUGAUUCGCUCCCUGGAGCAAGAGAGGGCAGCCUACCAGAGGACGGUUGAACGCAUGCGCUCCAGCCUUCCCCCCGACGCCCUGACAGAUGUGGAGAUGACCCAGAUCAAAACAGGACCCAACGGGAAAGCCAAAACCGCAGCCAAGAAGCCCUGAUGGCAACAGGAGGGAGUAGGUGGGGAUGGAGGGAGGCGGCAAGGGGAGGGGGGCUGGAGGAGGCAUUGGCUGCGUUUGGCCAGAUGCAGCGACUCAGAUCCACAAACUGUCAAGUGAAGACUGCUCAGUGGAAAGCCGACGAGCUCCACUUUACUUCUGUGAUGAAGUGUGGCGGCGUUUUGUAAAUGUUUGAAGUCUUGAGACAGACAGACUGCAUGGGGAAACAUCUCGGUUGUGUUUGAUGAGCAGAUAAAAAGGGUGGUGGGAGGAUGGUUUCAGGGUUUCCAUAGCGCAGAAAAGCCAAUGUUUCUCUCAUCUGAUUCACGACCCGUUUGGAGGUAGAACCGACGGCCACGCCGUCCUGCAGUGGCCGGAUGUUUUGGCUCUAUUCAUGGGGGAAUUUCCUUGAUCGCGCUGCCUGGAUGUAUUUUACUGCCUGACGGAGUAACUCCACAGAAACUGCCUGUUGAGACGUCAUUUUUUUCAGACCUUACGAGGUCAAUUUACAGCCAUUACCAGUGUCUGAUCGGGGGGAGCGUUUUGUUGUUCUUUUACACGUUCGUCUCCAAUGAAAGCUUCGCUUUAUUACAUUUUAAUCACUUGAAGUUUUUAAUGAAUGUAACGUCUCCUCGUGGGUCGUUCUUAUCGCGUUCGUUCUCUCGCCGCGAAGGUCGGCGUCACUCUUCAGCAGAACUAGAGUGCAGCAUCGCUAGAGAUCGCUCAGAGUGCCAUUUCUUCUCGAGAAACGUCUCUUCUAGAUCUCGGGCAGGAUGUGAGGUCGCCUGCCUCCUCGGCUUCCUGUAAGACGCCGGCCGCGCCGGUCGUCUCUGUUUUAGCACCGCCUUCAGACUCCGAGGCAGAGCUCGCGCUCCCCGGGAGGCACAGACUAAACAAAUCGAGGUGGAGACGGGAUCUGAAUGUACACGCUGCUGCACUUAAAAAAACAAAACAAAAAAAAAAACGAAAGAAAAAAGCUCUGCGAGGCAGCACCGCUUUAGUUUCUGCAGCGCCUCUCAGAAGUAUUCGUAGCUGUCGGAACCGUUUCACAUUGUCUCAGCGACGACUACGAUGUGUUUUUUCAUGGUUUAAUUUGACAUAUCAAUGCAAUUUGCAUAUAAUUGUGAAUCAGAAGGAAAUUGAAGCAUUCAUCCAUCCAACUCUGAUGGGAGAGAGUGUGUCACUCUCAGGACAGACAGUUGACAUUUGACCUAACAGUCAUGUUUUUGGACUGAGAGGAAGCUGGAGAACCUGGAUUGAAUCCACCUAUGCACAAAAGAGAAAAUGCAAACCAUGCAGAGAGAGCAAAACCCCUCCAGACUGGAGACCCUCUUGCAGAAAGUCAAAGGUGCCAUUUGACAGAAAAAAAGUGUGUCUGCAAAAACUCAAAAUCUUACUAGUAUUGUAGUCUCUUCUAGUUUCUAGUGCAAAUGUAUUAGUACACUUGAUAUGAGACACAAUUAACUUACAAGCAACUUUCCAGCAAGAUACUGAAGCUUGUUUUAAAUCAAUAAUUCCCCAAUAUUGACAAAAUUGUAUUAAUUACACUGGAAGAUUAUUUCACUUAUGAUAAGACGUUUUUCUAACGUCAUAAGUGAAAUAAUAUGCCACUGGAAGGAAUUAUUGACUUAGAAUAAGCUUUUAUAUCUCGCAAAAAAAAAAAAGUUGUAAGAUAGUUUUACCUCAUUUCAAGGAUUCUGAGAUACUUGCAUUAAAAAUUAGACCAAAAAUACUUUGCCAGAUUUUGUGUCUUUGCGGUGUAGACUUUGUUUACUCUGAUACCCCUGAAUAAAUUGCGGUACAGCCAAUUCCCUUCGGAAUCACAUAAUUAACUAUCUGUAGUUCAUCAAGUACGUAGCACAUUUUCCAUAUUUUUUAUAAUAUAAGCAAUUUUAACAAUCAUUUCCAAAUCACCCUCGGCGCUGCGUUGGUCUGUUAUCUAAAAUCUGUGUGAUAAAUUGAAUAAAUUGUAGUCGUAAGUUAACAUGACAGAGUACAGAAAUGUUUGCUGGGCACGAAUACUUUUGAAAGGCACUUUACUGUGCUCAAGACGUCAAUUAGAUACGUUGUUGUCGGAGCACAAUGUCCAAAACUGGAGAGUUUAGUUUAGCAGAGAAAUAAGAAAGGAGCUAAAAUGAGCCUGAGGGCACUUGAGCUGCCCUCUCAACGAUAAUGAGUCUUGGGUUUUAUAUACUGCAUCUAGACACACACACACACACACACUGCAGUGAAGUGGUUGACUGUAUGGACAGACGGUUUAUAUGCUUUUAAAGCUCUGUCCCUGGCUCCCUCUUUGAUUUUGUUUUCUGUCACCUCCAGGUCUGAAUCACCGUCAUCACUUUUUAUUCAAGUAAAAACUUGUCCUCGUCUUUUAAAAGGUGUGUGUGUGUGGGGGGGGAACUCUUUACAAUUAAAUUAGGGUGGCUUCUAUCGUGAAACAAGAGGGUGUUCAUCAGCCGUCCUGCCCUGGGAGACGAGUGACACAUUUGUGCUGGUUUGGAGUGUAAAGUUUUUAUUCUGUUACUUGAGUCCCAGAAGAUGUAUGGUAAUGGCAGCCAGUGCAAUACGUUUGUUUAUCAAUCAUACGCACGUCUUUACAUGCGAGUGAUGUCGGCUAAUUCGCAUAAAGUGUCUUCAGCCGUCGUGUAAAUAAGGCUGUAAGUUCCCGGCGAAAACGAGCGUUUUGUUUUUUGAUUGAGUUGUUAUUGAAAAAAUGAGCUGCAUGGAUUUACCCAGCAAAACAUAUCAAAUGGCUCGGUUUUUUUUUUGGUUUUUUUUAAACCAACAACUUUUAAUGGAUGCAUGCAGUAGAGAGGAAACUGAGCCUUUGUCUGUAGUUUGUACUACUGCAAUAUCCAUGCAUCUUGAUGUAAGACCAUUGAACCAAAGAUGUGCUUUAUUUCCUGGAGAUACAUGAACGAACUCAUUCAAAAUGCACAGUGUUUUACAUAUUUUAUGGGCUUUUUCACCGAAUCUGUCUCGCUUCUUCUUUUUUUUUUUCUCCCUAGAUGUUGUUUUUAACAGUAACUUGAAGAAAUACCAAAUAUUGGUCUCAAAAACUUGAGUAUGCGAUUAAAAAAAAAACCAAACAAUGUCAGGUCUUUUUAUCAUCAUUACAUAAUUUAUUUUUUAUUUUGCUACCCAAUGCUCUAUAUGCAGGGCUCCUGUGCAUUUCGUGUCAGAAUCCCUGGUUUUAAUAUGGACAUUAAAAAAAAAAAAAAAACAGGAUGGAUGGAUGGGCAGUAAGGUAAAUGAAUGGAUGGUAAGAUAAACAGAUUAAUGGACAAUCGGAAAAGCGAGAGGUCAAAAUUAUGGAAGAUUGACCAGAAGGAAGGACGGCAAAACAAAUGGAAAAGUGCACAGUGGAUGGAUGGGCUUAUGAAAAUACAUUUCAUACUUUUUCAGACUGCAUUGGAACCCUGUGUGUGAAGUUUCAGCCUAAGAGUUUCACUGUUGGGGUCAGCAUCUCGACUGCUAACUAGUGCUUGUAUCACUGUGCAUAAACUGUCAACAUGAGGGCUACACUGACGCAAAGAAACUGUCCUGAAUACAUCAAUAAACCUCACCUUGCCUUG